This is a messenger RNA of Oryza brachyantha (malo sina), 679 nucleotides long. Its product is annotated as outer envelope pore protein 16, chloroplastic. The transcript is spliced from 6 exons. Bases 88 to 528 code for a protein of 146 amino acids. NCBI's taxonomy places the organism in Eukaryota, Viridiplantae, Streptophyta, Magnoliopsida, Poales, Poaceae. The record is from RefSeq and is a predicted model, not a curated record. Gene Ontology annotation, cellular component: chloroplast outer membrane. Gene Ontology annotation, molecular function: amino acid transmembrane transporter activity. Gene Ontology annotation, biological process: protein import into chloroplast stroma.
GUCUUCCUCCUCCUCUCGCCACCACCACUGCACACUGGAGACAGGAGAACUUGAGAGGAGGGACGGAGUGAUUCCGCCAAAGAAGAAAUGCCUCGCGGUGGGUUCUCGGGGUCCAUCAGCUCGCCCAAGAUCGACGUCGCCAUCGACAUGGGCAACCCCUUCCUCAACCGCACCGUCGACGGCUUCCUCAAGAUCGGCGCGGUCGGUGCGUGCAAGGUCGCCGCCGAGGAGACAUUCGACUGCCUCCACAGAGGGGAUGUUUCAAAGCACAGGCUUGAGCAUAUGCUGAAGAAAAUGUGCAAGGAGGGUGCAUAUUGGGGUACUAUUGCUGGAGUGUAUGUGGGCAUGGAGUAUGGAGUGGAGAGGAUACGUGGUCGCCAUGAUUGGAAGAAUGCGAUGAUUGGAGGUGCCUUAAGUGGUGCUCUGAUCUCUGCUGCCAGCAACAACCACAGAGAGAAGAUCAUCAAGGAUGCCAUCACCGGAGGCGCUGUCGCAACGGCUGUUGAGUUCAUCAACUACCUCACUUAGCUCUGUAACUGCAUCUUGCAGUGCUGUUUGUUGGACAACCAGAAUAAGAGCUUCUUCACUGAAGCCAUGUUCAGUUAAAUAAGAAGUUAGUACCUUGUUCAGUCCCGUUUUGUUCCCUGCGCUUGUGAUUUCAGUGCUUAUUCGGAGUAAU